GGCAUCAUGAUCAAUCAUCUAGAAGUUCUAGAAUGAAUUUUGUGCCUGGCCCGAGGAAGAGUUUCAAGCCGGGAUAAACACUAGCCGUUGUGAAUGGGAGACUGAACGUGACUUUGGUGCAGAAUUUUAUAAUGGUCGAAGGGAAUUUCUUCUACUGGUCGCAAAUUUGAAUCUACACAUGCAGAUAUUGAAAUCAGUAAUUAUAGUGAUAUAGAACAGGAUGGUGCUUUUGUUGGUACAGGUCGGGGAGGGAGAAAACUUUUAAAUGAUGAUACGUCAUUUCUUCGACAUAUAAACCCAAGAAGGCAUUCCCCUGGAGGGAGAGAUGGGCCUGCCAACCGUGGCCUUCCAAUUGUUUGUAGAGGUCCAAGAAAUGCUAGCCCAGGUAGUAUUGGCAAUGAUGGUUCUCCACUAAUUGGACUUAGGCCAAAUGAUAAGUUCAUGAGAGGCUUUCCAGAUGACAGCACUCAUCCUGUGUUUACCCGCUCUCAACCUCCAUUUGAAGGAUUAAACGGUCAAUUUGUUAGAGGAAAUAGAAACUUAUCUUCUGUCCAAAGAAGGGGAAUUCAUCGAAUUCGUUCUAAAUCUCCUAUCAGAGCAAGAGCUCGCUCUCCUGGUCCAUGGCCAUCUCCUAGGAGAAGAUCUCCAGAUGGGUUUGGUGGACAUCCAGAGUUAUCUCAUCGAAGAUCGCCACCAAUUUACAGGAUGGAGAGGAUGAGAUCACCUGAUCAUCCUUGUUUUCCUGGAGAUAUGGUUGUUAGAAGACAUGGUUCUUCUACAUAUAUGUCUCGACCAUCUAAUGAUUUGAGAGACAUGGAGUCUGGACGGGAUCAUGGACAUCCAAGGUCUGUUGUUUCUAAUAGGAGCCCAUCUGGUCGUGUUUUACUGAGAAAGAACAGGAGAUUCGAUAUGGUAGAUCCUCGAGAAAGAACUGAUAAUGAUAAUUACUUCAGGGGGCCAAUUAGUUCUAGCCGUUUUCAUGAACUUGGUAGUGAUGGAAGUGUUGAUGACAGAAGAAGGUUUGGAGAUAGACGUGAGCCUGUUCGUCCUUUUAGGCCUCCUUAUAAUGGUCCUGAUGAUGACAGUUUCCAUCUUAAUGGAGAGGAUGGUCCUAGGUCUUUGAGAUUUUGUCAAGAAGGUGAGCCUGAGUUUCAUGAAAGAGGGAGCUUGAGGGAAUUUGAUAGACGGGUCAAGAAUCGACCUGUGGAUGCACCUAGGAGAAUGAGAGGCAUUGAAGAUCAGGAAGGAAAUUUCAGGCAUGGUGCUCAAAUAUGGCAUGGUGAUGGGUUUAAUGGUAUAUCACGGGUUAAAAGAAAACGGUUUUGAUUAGUUUUAGGGUUAUAAUGGGCAGAAUUUUGUUGAAUUUACAUUCUACUUGACAUUCUCCAACCGGACAGAGAAUGUUAGUGAAUGCUAGCUCAGUUCAAAGGUUGGAUACUGUGCCUAAUGGUUCAUUUCUCUGCUGUGUACAUAGCUUGUUUCUUUUGGUACCAUGUAGGUUGAUUCUUCUUCAGACUCUUUACAGUUUCCUUAUUUGCUAAUUCAGAACGUUGGUGGUUCAGGACUGUUUCAGCAAGCCUUGUCCUUUAAUAAAUGCUUCAGCAAAUCAUUAAUGAUCAAGGGUCAUUUUGUCAAAGCCAUUCUGUAAAUUCUUUGGUCAUACUUGUUAGCUUUCUUAUAUGUUGCCUACAAGUCUAUAACACCUGAUGGACCAGAGCAUAUAUGCAGUGAGGAACCAAUUGGACUCUCAACUGAUAUUAAGGUCAUCAAGUUGGUGAUCAAUAAACUGAGUUAUUGACUAUUAUUUGCUUUUCCUUUUCUCAUUCCUCUUAUUCUGUUGCUGAAGUGAUGAUUUCUUCAAUUCUGCAAUGAGGGAUGAUUAUCGAUAUUGCUAAAUAUGAGAUGCGGGUUCAUUCAGUUUCUACAUGGACCUGAAGGUUAUGCAAACUACACUUUGUGUAGCCUAUUUUAGGAGGAAUAUUCUGGUUUGGAGGCAACUUACUCAAACUCCUAGACUGGUUUCCCUCUGAUUAGGUUUACUGAUCUGUUAUUGGUUGAGAUACUUUUUGGACUGGACUUUUUUUCUAAGGCAUACAUGUAAACCAUUUGCACUCCAACUGCUAUAGCAAAUUUUUGGAUUUGUACAUUGAAGGUUUUGGUUCCUCUGCUGGAGGUAAUGUGUGCUGAUAAGACGUCAAAGGCGUGAGCUUCAAGGGAAUGUGGGAUAUUAGAGAAGACAAUUGAUAUGUUGCUAGUUUUUUUGGUAGUAUCUACCAUCUAGACACUUAGAAAUUUACAUUUACUGCAGAUACUUGAUAGUGGUUGCUGCUUUCAUGUCAUGGCUAAUAAGUGAAAUCCUAUUGACCAGUAUUAUAGGCGUUUGCUUUGGGACAAUUCCUUUCUUCUGAAUUGAUUUGGUGCCUUGAAAUGUGGGAUGGCACUGCCGUUUGAAUUGGGAUAGCCUAUAUAUCUGAUGGCUUUGAUGAUUGAUUUCUUUGACCCUUGAUGUGGUUUGGACCUUGGCUGUGCUUGGCACAACAUGGAUAGUGAGACAAGGUUGAGAAAUGCGAUGCCAGUCAUGAAUGCAGGAGUUGAAUAUUGUUGAUAAUGGACCAAAUGGUUAAUUUAGGAAUUUGGGAAGUCAGAUAUGAUCGAUAAUCUGGUUGGCCAUGGACUAUGGUUCAAGUUACCAGUAUAAAGAAGAUCGUAGUUAAAAAAAAAAAAAAUGUCACUAGACAAUUUUGGUUGGCAUCUCCUUUGGGAUUAAACUUGGGAAACCAUUAGAUUCAUAAACUCAUUAAUUACUAACUGAACUAAUUUCCUAUGAUGGUAAUAUAAAUUGGCUGAGGUGCUUAGCCGGCUUUAUUCUUAAGGAA
This is a messenger RNA of Carica papaya (papaya), 2876 nucleotides long. The record is from RefSeq and is a predicted model, not a curated record. Lineage: Eukaryota; Viridiplantae; Streptophyta; Magnoliopsida; Brassicales; Caricaceae.